AUGAAAAUAUCGCUCCCGGGUGGGCUUGAACCACCGACCUUAUGGUUAACAGCCAUACGCUCUAACCAACUGAGCUACGAGAGCUCGGCGUCUCGCCUUGUCGCUCUCCACCCCUUCCUCGCCCAGCCCGCCAUCGCCGCAUCCGCGCCCGCCUCCGCGCUCCGUACGCCCUCCAUCCCGCCUAUCCCUGUCCACCCGCUCUUCGCUCCCGCCGCUGCAUCUUCCCCCUGUCCCCCGCGCCAGUCAUGGCUGCUCUCAACCGUUUCCGCUCUCCGCCCCGCUCCCUCCAUCCCCUCUCCAACCGCGUCUUCCGCUCUGUCUUUUCUCUCCGCCCCAUGCGCCGCUUCCGCUUCUUCCGCCUUCCACCUCGUAGCUCGCUCCCCCUCCCGUGACUUUACACCUCCUCGUCCGCUCCCUUACCGCGACUCCGCUCCGCUUCUUUAUCCCCCGUACCGACACGCCUGUCCACAUGUCGCCUGCGAAUUCAGCAGCAGCGCGGGAAGCAACGGCGGGAGAAGCGGCGCGGCGGCGGAGGCUGGAGAUGGCGCGGGGGAGACAACCCCCAGGGGAGAUGGCGCGGGGGACACACCCCCCGGGGGAAGUAUUUUCCAGAAUAUCCGGGUGGAGCUUGUGGCGGACGGGCAGGUUGGGUUAAUUACCCUGGCACGGCCGAAAGCGCUGAACGCGCUGUCGCAGGCGGUUAUGGGGGAGGUGGUAUCUGCGCUGAAAUGGAUGGACCAGAAAGACUCGGUAGGAGCGACGGUGAUAACGGGCGAGGGGCGCGCGUUUGCAGCGGGGGCGGACAUAGCGGAGAUGGCGCCCCUCUCCUUUGCUGAUGCUCUCAAGGGGGACCUGCUUUGGCAGUGGGACGAGAUGAGACGGCUGAAGAAACCGGUCAUUGCUGCUGUCAACGGCUAUGCCCUGGGCGGCGGGUGCGAGCUUGCAAUGAUGUGUGACAUCAUCCUAGCUGGCGAGAAGGCCGUGUUCGGACAGCCGGAGGUGAAACUCGGGGUCAUUCCCGGGAUGGGCGGCACGCAGCGUCUCACUCGUGCAGUGGGCAAGUCACGAGCCAUGGAGAUGAUUCUCACUGGGGAGUUCUUUAUGGACGCAGAAGAAGCAGUGCAGGCUGGGCUUGCUAGUAGAGUGGUCCCAGGCCCACAGGAGGAGGUAGUGAAAGCAGCCAUUGCAACAGCUGCCAAGAUAGCAGCGCUGUCGCAACCAGCAGUGGCCAUGGCAAAGCAGAGCGUGAAUGCUGCCUUCAACGGGUCGCUGGCUCAAGGGUUGGCAGAGGAGCGAGCGCUCUUCCUCUCCUCGUUUGCUCUUGAUGAUCAGAAGGAAGGCAUGCAGGCGUUCCUGGAAAAGCGGCCAGCACAGUUUAAGCAUGAAUGA
Messenger RNA from Closterium sp. Yama58-4, 1389 nucleotides. Lineage: Eukaryota; Viridiplantae; Streptophyta; Zygnematophyceae; Desmidiales; Closteriaceae. The record is from the annotation of a GenBank genome assembly.